This is a messenger RNA of Caenorhabditis remanei, 1263 nucleotides long. RefSeq lists its product as uncharacterized. The transcript has 7 exons. Bases 1 to 1263 code for a protein of 420 amino acids. NCBI's taxonomy places the organism in Eukaryota, Metazoa, Nematoda, Chromadorea, Rhabditida, Rhabditidae. The record is from RefSeq and is a predicted model, not a curated record.
AUGAAGCUACUGUUUUUCCUUGUCGUUGCUCCUCUGGUGUCAUGCCAAUUUUAUUGUGCUGAUCUCCUUCAGCAAUGUGCCAAAUCUGCUGCUGAAUACACUGAACAGAUUCUUCAAUAUAAAGAAAAUGCAUUCAAAGCUUGCGUCAGAAGACCUUCUUGUCAUACAGAACGAAAAAUCUUCGAUGAAUGUUUUGAUGCGUCGGUUUCUGCAACUCAUGUAACAGCAACUCAAGAAUCAACUUCGAAUGAUGGAGAGACUCGCAGAGCAACACCUCCCCCAAUGGUCAAGUACAAUAGCUUGCUGAAAUAUUUCACUGAAAAUUCUAUGAAAUUCCGAAGUGCCCUGGAUCAAUGUUUUGUUCGAUCCCCAUUCGUUCCUAAAAGAAAUUUCUUCGGCCCUAGCCUUCUGGACGAAGAUGCUGCCUACGCGCGCGCAAUUUAUCAAUUCGAUCUUGCCGACCGAUUGUGGGGACUACCUGAAUUAUCGAUCACUCGACCAAGCUUAGAUUCUCUUGGCGUUUGCGGAACGCGUAAUACAGCACUUCGAGUUUUUGGAAGCGGGAUUUCUAGAAUAAGUCGGGCUUCUGACCCAACUAAAAAUAAUAUCACAUCGGCUUGUAUGCUGGAUGAAGAUGAAAUAACAUGUUAUCGUCAAGCACUCGACAUGAACUCAGAAUACGUUCAAUUGAUUUACAAUAGGGAUUAUGCUCUGCGAGGAUGCAUCCAGAAUGUCCGUCAACAAAGUGUCUGUCGGAUGCAUGACAAAUCCCGUCUCCGUGCCUGUUUGUGUGGCGUUCGCGAACAAUAUGACAAUGAUGUUCAAUCCGGAAUCCUGCAAUGUGUCAAGUCCAACAGUCCACAAAUGCCAGCGAUGGUCAUUGAGAUGAGCAGUAGUAUUGACGAGGAACCAAGUUCUUCUUCUUCUUCUUCAUCAAAGAUUCAAGAGCAAGUUAACCCGGCACAGUUGACAUUCGAUACUCCUGGGGCUGUCGUUAAUGGGCAAUGCAUGUGUGCUUGUGAGAACGGAAAAAAUGGAACAUCUCGUUCUUUUUUGCAAAGACAACCGGAAGAAGAAACAAAAGAAAAAUCAAAAACAAGUGAAAGAGAAAUCCGUGAGGAAGUGGUGGAGAUGGAAAGUGUAAGAGAUGAGGAACCCCCAAAAUCUAAUGCAGUCAAGUUUAAAGAGAAUUCUCCGCGUUUGAUGCAACCCAGUGAAGCAGCUGGGAGAGUAUUUUGGAUGAAUAACAUAACUAUCAUCUGA